Pogonomyrmex barbatus (red harvester ant) is the source of this 2896-nucleotide messenger RNA. RefSeq lists its product as uncharacterized. Lineage: Eukaryota; Metazoa; Arthropoda; Insecta; Hymenoptera; Formicidae. The record is from RefSeq and is a predicted model, not a curated record.
AUCGAAGUACCGGAAGAAAAGAGCCGGUGCCAGGUCACAAUAGAGCGCCGCGCAGCCGCUCCUCUCUUCUUCGUUUCACCGUUGGAAACCGUCGGUGGGCUCCCUGAGCCCACCCUCUCAUCGGUCAAACUGGCGAGCGCGUUAACCGCUGGUAUGAACCCCCACCAUCCGGGCCAUUCUGCAGCCUACCCCCACCAUCCUUCGCUCUCGAGCAGUCCGCAUCAUCCGGGGCCCGGCGGGCCGCAUCACGCAUAUGGGACCGGUGGAGGUGGCGGAGGUGGUGGCGGCGGCGGCGGUGGCGGCGGUACCACAACCACCCCCGACUUACCAAGUCCACAUUCACCUCAGCACACUGGUGGUGCCGGCAAUCCUGCCACCCCCUACGGCGCCCUACAACCCGGACAGAGCAUGGGCAGCAACGGCCAUCAUCACAGCGGUGGUGGCAUGAUGCCGGAUCAUCCACAUCAUCCUGGACACCCCCAUCCCCACAUGCCAGGACAUCCCGCGUAUCCACCGGUUAACCACAACAAUAAUUGCACGCUCAAGCAAGGUGUCCCAAGCGGGUCAACGGAGCUUCGGACUUGCGCCGCCUGCGGUGUACAAAUAAUGGAAAGAUGGCUGUUGCAUGCGGUUGACCAGUACUGGCACAUUGGCUGUCUCAAAUGCGCGUAUUGCAACGUGGUAUUGGGAGAAAUCGGCCAGACUUGCUACCUCAAAAGCGGCAUGAUCCUCUGCAAAACCGACUAUAGACGAAUGUUCGGUUGCAGCGGCAUCUGCAGUAGUUGCGGCACCACAAUACCCGCGAGCGAGCUGGUCAUGAGAUCCGGCGACGCGGUGUUUCAUCUGAAAUGCUUCACCUGCAACAAGUGCGGUGGUCAGCUCGUCUCUGGUGACAGAUACUACCUAUUGUCAGGCUCGCCGGUAUGCGAAAACGAUUGGCACAAGCUCGUGAAAUCGUCGAGCGUCGCGGCGGUAGCGACCACGGCAGCUGGAAAUAGCGGCGCGCCUGUUAGGAAAGGUAAGGUCGGCAGGCCUCGAAGAAGCCGCGAAUGAGGCGGCAACCCGGUCGGUCGCCCGAAGAAGGUGCAACCCUCUCCGCAGCCGACGCCCCCCGUCGUACCUUCGCCUCAGGUAGAUGUAGUGGACGUCGCCGUCGGGGUGGAUCCCUAUUCGCCGCCUCCGCCGGGUCAUCAGCACUAUCACCAAUACCAUCAUCACCAUCAUCACCAGAUGGCACUUGUGCAUCCGGGUCUGGCGGCCCAGCAAUCGCAUCUACAGGCGUCCAGUUAUCAAGACUGGUCGUCCUGGGCUCAGGAUACCUGCGAUUAGACCUGCCGUUCGCCACGGCAGGAUCGUAUCGCUCAAAGGACGUGACGAAGAACGGAGCCUACUUAUCUAACGUUGCGAGUCUAGGCUCCCUAGAGGGAUCGCGGAAAGAAGAGGAGAGGCACACGUAGAGCGUCCCUUGGGAGCCGCCGUCGUCGACUCUAUGGAGUCGGAGUGUCUCUGGACUCGGCGCCGUGAUAACGUGUUUGAACUUACCGCGGCAACUGAAUGUCUCUCGGAACACGCGGUGCCGCGAUGUUAAACGUAAUUGAACUCGCCGCGGAUACCGAGCGUUUCUGCGUCUCUGACGAUGUUGACGUGUCGAGUGCGUCCGAGCUUGGCGCGAAUCUCUGAAAAUCUCUGAACGUCUUUGAACUUGAAUAAUUCGGAAUCGUGAAUAUCUCUGGACUUGAAACACGGAUGUUCCUUCAAUUUUGUAAUGGAUAUGCGGGUUUCUUUGAUCCGACAUUGACGAACUGACAAGAUUCUUCGGAAAAGAAUUCGGUUCGCACUAAUGUCGAAAUAUUGCUUUCGCGAAAAUAAUAGUUCAAAAAUGUCCUGAAGCGUUAAGUUAAUUUAGCAAUUUAGAUAGAUUACUUUUUAGAAAAUGGGAUCCAAAUUUCUAUUCGAAAAUCUAAACUAUCUAUUGAAUCCACGACAAGUUGAGACGGCACUCGACAUCGAUCUGCAGAAACACUUUUACCACGAAUCCGUCGGUUCUCUUAAUAAUAAUCUUUGCUCAAUUGUAAAGAAUCGAAGAAAGUUUAAAGUACGACUCAUCGCGCAUCUACCAUCAGCCGCAGUAGUGACAUCAGUUCUCUUGUCUAAAAUCCUUUACGGUAAUCGCAUUGCGAUUCUCUCAACACGAGAUGUGGAAUGUAGAAUUCGUUGAAUGACAUCUGCAAUCAGCGCAAUAGAUAUCCUUUUACAUACUUGUGAAAUAUCGAAAUAGCUCCUCCGUCGACGUCAUUCCUAAGAUUAUUAUCAAAUUAUGCCGAUGUUCAAAUUUUUUACAUAUUUCCAUUUUAUUAAGAGAAUUUAUCCUAAUUCUUAUUACUAUUUUAAUUGCUCCUAAAUUUUCAUGAGAGCGUCCAUCGAUUCUUGCUCGUCGUUAUUUCGAAAGCGACACGCAUCUUGGAUCGGCGUCGCGUGCUAAAUUCGACACGUGCGAUCAACGAAGAUCUAAUCGCGCAAGAAAGACAGACGGCGAUCAGAAGGCAAGACAGAAAAAGAUAGAGAGAAAGAGAGAUAAUUCGAUGGCGAUCGAACGAGAGACGCGAAAUGAUGGCGGCGUGCAGUUCUGGACCCUUAGAAAAUUAUUUUUCUUUCAAAAUCACCGUUCUCCUGUCGAUCCGCCACCACGCUUCGUAAACUCAUUAGACGGCCCUUGUUCCCGCCGUCGUUAAUUGAGUGUCGAGGUGAGACGAACGACACGGAAUUAUCAUCCGAAUCCUUCUUGUUAGGCAUCCAUGCCUCCUCGCCUCUCCUCCCUUUCCUCUUCAUCGUUUCGCUCAUGCUAUCGUUCUAUCUACCUAUCUCUUUCUCACUUUCUCUCUCUCUCUCUCUCUCU